AUGAUCAGACACAAUGCACACAGUGGUUCCUAUGCCUGUUUCGAUGCCGAUCAAACAACUUAUCAAUGGGAUUUAGAAGAAUCCACAUUUGCCUAUCUUGAGAUGAAAAACGUUUUAACACGCCAAAAACUUGAUCCGGCCCUGAAACUUAUUCCAUUUCUAGAUACAAAGACACAUGAAGAAAGUCUCUUCUCUUACUAUAAUCGCCUCUGUACUGAAAUCGAUGAUAAUGUCUGUUAUAAUUGGCUGGCACAAGCCUUCUCUGGCAUGACUCUAAAAGAACUCAAAACCAACGUUGAUGAAAUGCUUCAGUCAAACACUGGUAAUACAAAGAUCAAAACUAUUUUGACAACAUUGAUUAACAAUGCUAUAAUUCAGACUGAGUACGAUGCACCUAUACCAAACUUUUACACAGCCCAACAAGAACUCUAUAAUCGCCUUAUGGCAAAUGGAAUUGAAGUCUAUGUAAUUACAGCUUCACAUGAAGAACUAGUCCGUAUGGUUCUGUCUGAUCCAAAAUAUGGUUACAAUGUCAAGCCGGAAAAUGUACUUGGAAUGACAACACUCCUGAAGAAUGGUACUCAGAUGACUACAUCUCGAAAACAGGUUACAGAUAAUACUUAUGAUCAGCGGCAAAAUUUAAAUUUAACAUUCACCUCCUAUAUGUGGUCUCCUCAAACAAUGUUCGCUGGAAAAUACGCUGUAAUUUUGACCUAUAUAAGUCAAUGGAAAAUGCCAGUUUUUGUCGCAGGUGACACGCCCACUAGUGACGGUUAUAUGCUAUUUCAUGCCUAUAAUCAACAACGAGAUACACUUCGUCUCUGGGUAAAUCGAAAAGAUGCCUAUCUAACUCUAAUUCAACAGAUGCAAAAUCAGAACGCUCAAGAACAGCAACAAAAUGGGCUUAGAGUCACGGCUGAUAAAAACUGGAUAUAUGUGAAGCCGAACGAUCUUGGACCCAUAAAACCGAUGGGAUCAAGGACUCAAGUGCUGAAAUCAGAAUUUUUCGAUUAG
Rotaria sp. Silwood1 is the source of this 1014-nucleotide messenger RNA. NCBI's taxonomy places the organism in Eukaryota, Metazoa, Rotifera, Eurotatoria, Philodinida, Philodinidae. The record is from the annotation of a GenBank genome assembly.